Molecule: messenger RNA, 577 nt
Organism: Puntigrus tetrazona (Sumatra barb)
Lineage: Eukaryota; Metazoa; Chordata; Actinopteri; Cypriniformes; Cyprinidae
Product: late histone H2A.2.2
Exons: 2
Coding region: 87-515 (142 amino acids)
Cellular component (GO): nucleosome
Molecular function (GO): DNA binding; structural constituent of chromatin; protein heterodimerization activity
Source: RefSeq, a predicted model, not a curated record
AAAACUCAAGACCUUUAGCUGAGAAGCAAACAACUUUAUUGCUGUUCUUUGUUUAUUGUCGGUGUCUCAAUCAGAUCCGUCUCGUCAUGUCCGGUCGCGGUAAGAAGCUGGUCGCUGCGCAGAAGACCAAGUCGUCGUCGGUGUCGCGCUCGACGCGCGCGGGGCUGCAGUUCCCGGUCGGUCGCGUCGCGCGGCUGCUGCGGAAGGGGAACUACGCGUCGCGCAUCGGCUCCGGGGCGGCGGUGUACCUCACGGCGGUCAUCGAGUAUCUGUGCGCCGAGGUGCUGGAGCUGGCGGGCAACGCGAGCCGCGACAACAAGAAGCUGCGCAUCGCGCCGCGUCACAUCCAGCUCGCGGUGCGCAACGACGAGGAGCUGAACACGCUGCUGGGGGGCGUCACCAUCUCCGAGGGGGGCGUGCUCCCCAACAUCCAGGCGCAGCUCCUGCCGAAGAAGACCAAGGGCCCUCGGGACCCGGCCGACUCCAGCAAAGACAUCCAGUCCCAGGACUUCUGACGGAGCUGCCUCCCUCUUCAUCACUUUUAACUUAAUAAACGUAUUCAUGGUUUUUCUUUUAA